AUGAAUAAAGAAGUUGAAAAUGAACAAAAUACAUUUUGUCUCAUUCAUUCAACACAGGAAAUAACAUUUAUUUGCACUUCAUGUAAAUUUUCACCUGCUUGCAAUAAGUGUGUGGUUUUAAAGGGUAUUCACUUUGGUCAUGAUAUUAUAGAAAUCGAUGAUGAAAGUGUUUUACCAAUUUUAAAAGAAAUGAAUGAAAAAACAAUACCAAAAAUUGAUGAAUUAAUAAAAAACAAUCAAGAUUUACUUAAAGGUAAUUUAACAAAAUAUGAAGAAAUUAAAGAAAAACAUAAAUCAAAUUUACAAAUUAUCAGUGGCCAAAUUAUGAAAUUACAUACAAUUUUGCAAACUGUUGAAAAUAAUUUAAAUCAACAAUUAAUUACAAAUUUAGAUGAAAAUACUGAUAUUAAUGAUGUUUUCAACACAAAAGUCAAGGAAGAAUUAAAAGUUUUAUCAAAAGUAAUAAGUCUAAAAAAUGAUUAUAAUUUCAUUGAUGAAAGCCAAAAUUUAAAUGAUAAACACAUUCAAAUCAUUAAAGAUUCAUAUCAAAGUAAAAAGAUUUUGACAUGUCAUUUUAGUGAUUUGCCAGAUUAUUCAAGUUCAAAGGUUACCAUUUCAGAGUCAUCAUUUAAUUCAAUUAAAGAUUUGUUUAAUUUAAUAAUUAGUAUUGAUAAAUACCAUGGACAAUUGCCUCCUACUAAUGAACAUUCACCUCUAAAACAGUUGUCAAGAUACAGAUGGGGUAAAUUUAUAUUUACAGUUUACAAUGAUGGUGAUAGUAUACCAGAUGAUACAGAAUCUCUUGCAAUUGGAGAGGGACAGCGUCUACCUAAAACCAUGCCAAAAUCAACCAAAAGAUUAUUAUUGCCCAAUGGAUUUAAUCAAUCAUUAAUAUCAUUACCAAAAACUGUUAGAUCACUUUACCUUUUUAACAUUGGUCUUCAAUUGACUGAGGCUUCAAUUCCUGAAACUGUAGAUACACUCUUCUUUUGUGAUGGAUUUAGUCAAAAAAUUACAAAGGGAAUAAUUCCAAAAUCAGUUAAAGAGGUGUUUUUCUAUAAUAUAGUUCAACCACUUGAAAAAGAUUCUAUCCCAAACACUGUUUCAUUUGUGGGUCGUUCCCCUUCCUUUAAACAUCCUCUUGAUGUUAAAUCAAUAAAUCAAAUUAAUGACCGUGGCCUGUACAUAAUUCAAAAUGAAUAA
Molecule: messenger RNA, 1203 nt
Organism: Dictyostelium discoideum AX4
Lineage: Eukaryota; Evosea; Eumycetozoa; Dictyosteliales; Dictyosteliaceae
Exons: 1
Coding region: 1-1203 (400 amino acids)
Source: RefSeq, a predicted model, not a curated record